Messenger RNA from Hevea brasiliensis (rubber tree), 2375 nucleotides. RefSeq names its product probable L-type lectin-domain containing receptor kinase S.5. The coding region runs from base 160 to 2190 and encodes 676 amino acids. Lineage: Eukaryota; Viridiplantae; Streptophyta; Magnoliopsida; Malpighiales; Euphorbiaceae. Gene Ontology annotation, biological process: protein phosphorylation. Gene Ontology annotation, molecular function: carbohydrate binding; protein kinase activity; ATP binding. The transcript has 2 exons. Gene Ontology annotation, cellular component: plasma membrane. The record is from RefSeq and is a predicted model, not a curated record.
UAUGUAAGGAACACGCUUUCUUUUCAAUUUGCUUUACUUUAUAUAUACAAAUAAUGGUGAUGUAGCCUUCAACUCUAUCUUCUGGUGCGGCGGUCUCUCCUUCUCCUUUGCUGGUCUGGUUUAGUUUCGGUGAUCUAUGAGAUAGUUUACGUGAUAUUAAUGGAUCUGUCCAUACUCCUCACCAUCAACAUCACCAUCACCGUUUUAUACUUCGUUUUACCACCCGCCUGCCUCGCUCAUAAGUUGGAAACAUUAGACUAUAAGUUUGGUCCAUUCAACAGUUCUUACUACACCAUCUUCGCAGUCCUAACGCCUGCUACAAUCAGCAACGAUGCCCUUCAGGUCACUCCUGAUUCUGCCGGUAACUUCACCCUCUCUAAUAGGUCCGGCCGCGUAUUCUUCAAUCACACUUUCACUCUCUGGGAGGAACUACAAGGAGGAGCUGCAAGGGUGGCUUCGUUUAACUCUUCAUUCCUCAUCAAUGUCUUUCGGGUUAGUAACACCUCUGGCCCUGGAGAGGGAUUUGCCUUCCUAAUAUCACCCGACCUCAGCCUUCCUCUCAACAGCGAAGGACAGUACCUGGGUUUGACUAACUCCACCACCGACGGCGAUUCCUCUAAUGGCAUCGUAGCUAUUGAGCUUGACACAUUCAAGCAGGAUUUCGACCCAGAUGACAACCACAUGGGUCUCAAUAUCCACAGUGUCCGCUCCAACAAGACCGUGUCCCUUUCCAACUUUGGCAUUCAGAUAGCUCCUGUGGGAACCAAAGUUUACAUGAUCUGGGUCCAUUACGAUGGAGUCCAAAAGGUACUGCAAGUUUACAUGGCAGAGCGAGCGAAGGCCAAGCCCACUACGCCUGUGCUGACAGCGGAUCUAGACCUCAAAGGGCUUGUGAAUCAGAACUCUUACUUUGGCUUUGCAGCCUCCACAGGAAGCGCCAUCCAGCUCAACUGUGUGCUUGGCUGGAAUUUGACAGUUGAGCAGCUACCCUCCUCCAAGAAUGGCGACGAUGAUAAUAAUAAGCUAAUCAAGAUCUGCAUAGGGGUUGGGGUGCCUGUAUUUGUGCUAUUACUGAUUGGGGUAGUGGGGCUGACCUACUAUCAGAUGAAAAAGAGGGCGGAUUCAGACCUCAAACUACUUGGAGCACUUAAGAGCCUGCCAGGAACGCCGGGGGAAUUCCGAUUUAGAGAUUUGAAAAAUGCGACCAACAAUUUCGAUGAGAAGAACAAGCUUGGUCAAGGUGGUUUUGGUGUAGUGUACAAAGGAGUGCUGCCCAACGAGAAAGUCCCUGUCGCUGUGAAGAAGUUCUCCAGAGACAACCUCAAGGGUCAAGACGAUUUCUUGGCUGAGCUUACCAUCAUUAACCGUCUCCGCCAUAAACAUCUUGUUCGAUUACUAGGGUGGUGCCACAAGAACAGGACGCUGCUUUUAGUGUAUGACUACAUGCCAAAUGGUAGCUUGGAUAAACACAUAUUCAAUGAAACUGAAGAGAAAAACACUCUGGAGUGGAAGCUCAGGUAUAAUAUCAUAGCUGGCGUAGCAUCCGCGCUGCAGUAUCUCCACAACGAGUACGACCAAAAAGUGGUCCAUAGAGACCUCAAGGCCAGCAACAUCCUGCUGGAUUCCCACUUCAAUGCUCGCCUAGGAGAUUUUGGGCUGGCUCGUGCCUUGGAUAAUGAGAAAACCUCCUAUGCAGAGCUCGAAGGAGUGCCUGGAACUAUGGGCUACAUUGCCCCUGAAUGCUUUCAUACUGGCAAAGCCACCUGCGAGUCCGACGUCUAUGGCUUUGGUGCGGUGGUCCUUGAGGUGGUGUGCGGGCAGCGACCUUGGACCAAGAUUGCUGACUUCCAGUUCUUGGUGGAUUGGGUGUGGUGGCUGCAUCGUGAAGGGCGUCUACUGGAGGCGGUUGAUGAGAGACUGGGCAAUGACUACGUUGUUGAGGAAGCUCAAAGGCUGCUGUUGCUUGGGCUGGCCUGCUCCCAUCCUAUCGCCAGUGAGAGGCCCAAAACCCAGGACAUCUUUCAGAUGAUAUCAGGAUCAGUUGCAGUGCCCCGCGUCCCACCUUUCAAGCCGGCUUUUGUGUGGCCGUCGGCGACGGGCCCGGAUAUCACCAGCAACAGCAGCAGAGAUAUUACAGCUAAUUCAACUCCCAUGACAUCUGGUUGGACUCCUCAAUGCGUCAGCUCAUAAAGGUAUGCUGGGAGGUACACAGACAACUCUCUCGUUUAGCAAAGUCAAUUCCUUUCUCCAGUGAUUCCUAAUUCUUAUUUCUCUUGUUUCAGUUUGAUUAUUCAGUUCAUGGAUCAUUGUUGGCAGGUGGAAGUGCAUUUGUACAUUUCGAUCAAUGGAAUUUUAUAAGUUUUUUUUUUUCCCAA